AUGGUUGACACCAACACCUACGCGAUCUUGGGUGCUACGGGUAAUUGCGGCACUGCCUUGAUCGACAACCUUCUGAGGCGGUCAGAUGCCGUCGUGCAUGCUUAUUGCCGCUCCCGCACCAAGCUCUUGCGAUCAGUGCCCGAUCUGAAAGAAGAUGGCAAGGUCAAAAUCUUUGAAGGCAGCAUUCAGGACGUGGAGCUGGUGGCCUCUUGUGUCUACAACUGUCGAGCGGUGUUUCUGGUUAUUUCAACGAACGACAACAUCCCGGGAUGUCGGAUGGCUCAGGACACCGCCACGACUGUCAUCGAUGCUCUCAAACUGCUCCGAAAACGAGAAAUGGGCCGCCACAACGGCGGCGAUCUCAACCAAGGUCCGAUGACAAUGCCGAAGCUGAUCCUCCUCUCGUCGUCAACUAUCGACAGUCACUUUUCUCGCCAUAUGCCAUAUCUAUUACGAUCCGUUCUCCUUUGCUCGGCAUCUCAUGUCUACCGAGACGUGGAAGAAGCGGAAAAGCUCAUCCGUGCCGAAGACAAAUGGAUUACAGGAAUCUACAUGAAGCCGGGCGCAUUAUCGGUUGACAAGCAACGAGGCCACGCUGUGAGCUUGACCGAUCAGGACGGCCCGGUGUCGUAUCUUGAUUUGGCAGCUGCAAUGAUUGAGGCGGUGGAUGAUGAGGGUGGACGCUACGACGGGCAGAACAUCAGCGUGGUGAAUACUAAUGGCAGUGCCAAAUUUCCCACUGGCACUCCAAUGUGUAUCUUGAUGGGACUUUUGAGACACUUUUUCCCCACCCUACAUGAUUACUUACCGGGGAAUUUAGGGCCUCGAUAG
Cladophialophora carrionii CBS 160.54 is the source of this 831-nucleotide messenger RNA. RefSeq lists its product as uncharacterized. The record is from RefSeq and is a predicted model, not a curated record. Bases 1 to 831 code for a protein of 276 amino acids. NCBI's taxonomy places the organism in Eukaryota, Fungi, Ascomycota, Eurotiomycetes, Chaetothyriales, Herpotrichiellaceae. The transcript has a single exon.